Molecule: messenger RNA, 444 nt
Organism: Vicia villosa (hairy vetch)
Lineage: Eukaryota; Viridiplantae; Streptophyta; Magnoliopsida; Fabales; Fabaceae
Product: HVA22-like protein c
Exons: 3
Coding region: 1-444 (147 amino acids)
Source: RefSeq, a predicted model, not a curated record
AUGGAUGCAUUGCCAAGUGAACAUCAACUAACUGACUCGAUGACUAAAGAAUUGAAGUUGGACAGAUUUGAAGAAUUAACAACUUGCAGAAUUAAGAAUGAAGUUAGGCUUCCAAUUUGGCCUUAUGCAAAGUUGAUACUGAGUUGUUGGUUGGUUCUUCUUCACUUUAAUGGGGCAGCACAUGUUUAUAGACAUUAUCUUAGACCAUUCUACAUGAAUCCACAAAUGCCACAAAUGCCGCAAAUACCAGGAACUUCUCAAAUGUGGUAUGUUCCACGGAAGAACAUAUUUAGUAAACAAGAUGAUGUUCUUACUGCUGCCGAGAGAUAUAUGCAGGAACAUGGAACUGAAGCAUUUGAAAGACUCAUUACCAAGACUGACAGAGAAGCUAGAGCAAGGAGGAACGGAAACUACAUGAUCUUUGACGAUGAUUAUAGAUAUUAA